AUGGAAUCCUUGAGCGACACAAAAUGGGAUGUCGUGAUAUCCGGGACUGGACUGCAGCAUUCGCUGCUGGCCUUAGCCCUGUCCCGCUCUGACAAGAAGAUUCUUCACGUCGACCACAAUGAAUACUAUGGCGGUGCGGAGGCUGCUUUCAGCUUACAGGAGGUUGAUGAAUGGCAUCCAGAUUCCAGUACAGGAACAUUUCAAAAUGUCACACUGUGGAAAGACGAUGCAGACACCUCGAGCCAGUCGAACAAGUUAUCCUUCUCACGAGCAUACACUUUGACUCUCUCACCACAAAUCAUCUACACGAAGUCAAAGCUCCUUGGCCAACUUGUAUCAUCCAAGGUCUACCGCCAACUUGAGUUCCAGGCUGUCGGGAACUGGUGGAUAUACAAUGGAGAAGGGCCUCCACUGUUGAAGCGACUCCCCAAUGGGCGAGAAGACAUCUUUCGGGAUCAAGGGAUCGACAACAGAGCUAAACGGAGCUUGAUGAAAUUUUUGAAAUUCGUGGUGGAUUUCGAGAACCAGCCGGAGUUGUGGGAAGCCGACAGCGAAUGCAGCCUGCAAGACUUCCUGUCUUCUAGGUUCCAGCUCCCACCACAUCUUCAAAGCAUCAUCACAGCCUUGACUUUAUCACUGGAUACUCCUGGUCGAACCAUUGUCAAAUGGGCUCUUCCACGAAUUUCUCGUCACCUUACAUCUAUCGGUGUUUUCGGGCCAGGGUUUGGAGCUGUGAUACCUAAGUGGGGCGGCGGUGCAGAGAUAGCACAGGUCGCCUGCCGAGCAGGAGCUGUUGGAGGCGGUGUUUAUGUUCUUGGCACAGGUGUUACCAACGCCGUUGACGACAGGGAUAAAGAACGAUGGAGGAUUGAACUCUCGAAUGGGGAAACGGUGGGAACGAAACAUUAUAUUCCCCAUUCGGGUUCUGCCAACGGCUCCAAUUCCAGGAUGGUCUCGAAGACUAUCGCUGUCGUUUCGUCCACCCUGUCUUCUCUUUUCGUGAACUCCACUGAGGGAUCUCCUCUUGCUGCGGUCUCUGUCGUGGUAUUUCCAUCAGGAACUCUUCACCUUGAAGAAGCUACUCAGGACUGUCCAGUCUACGUCAUGGUGCACUCCAGUGAAACAGGAGAAUGCCCAGCAGGUCAAUGUGUUCUCUAUGCUACUACGCUGUAUUCAGCUACUAGUAAACCCAUCCUUGAUGCCGCUUUGUCCUCCCUCAUUAAGUCGACCGAGUGCAGCGAUGCCCGAUUACUUUAUACUCUCUAUUAUGAUCAACAAGAGGAUAUUAGUUCGCCCUGUGACCUCGCUUUUGAUGACCGCAUUUUGGAGAAUGUUGAGGAGCAGUGGAAGGAAGCCAUGGGCAGCGAAGGUGCAGACGGAUCUUCACUUUUCAUGCAAUUUGAGGAGAGGAGAGGCAUUAAUCCUGAUGAUGAUAAUGAUGAUGAUUACUGA
This is a messenger RNA of Venustampulla echinocandica, 1452 nucleotides long. RefSeq lists its product as uncharacterized. Gene Ontology annotation, biological process: vesicle-mediated transport; small GTPase-mediated signal transduction; protein geranylgeranylation. The transcript has 4 exons. Gene Ontology annotation, cellular component: cytoplasm; Rab-protein geranylgeranyltransferase complex; cytosol. Bases 1 to 1452 code for a protein of 483 amino acids. The record is from RefSeq and is a predicted model, not a curated record. Lineage: Eukaryota; Fungi; Ascomycota; Leotiomycetes; Helotiales; Pleuroascaceae. Gene Ontology annotation, molecular function: GDP-dissociation inhibitor activity.